UUUUGCAGGUAUUCCCUGGUUUUCGCCGAACGGUCACACUUGGCGCGCCCCGUUAUAUAUAGUAUGCAUUUGUAUUUUUCGAUCGGCCGCAGAUCGUUCGGAUCGGAAAAUCCGGUUCGGCAAGCGGGCUUUGGGGCAAAACAAAGAAUCUUGUUCUGGUCAUUAUUUUUCCAUCCGCGAAUUGUCAACUGUUGUUCGGCAAAUAGUUGUUGUACUCCAUCGGAGCCAGCAACAAAAACAACCGCGGAUCGCAAGAGAGGAGAGAAAGAGAGAGAGACUGGUGCAAACAAUGCGUACGGGUGCGCAUGUGUGUGUGAGACAUUCCGCAAGUGAUUCAUUCAUUCCGCAAGAAUAGUAAAUAAAUAAAUAACAUAAGGAGGUGCAAACUAGAACAAACAAAUGGACACAUUUGUGGAAAUGUGUCACCAAGUGGCGGCCCUAAAAUAUCAGUGCAAUAUCAAUAUGUGUCGGAAAUCUGCCUAGCAAGUUUUACUGACACUUUGCUUUUCGCCCACCGCUCUCUCUCUCACACUCUUUGUUUUCGUUUUUUUAUUGUUGUGCUCUGUGUGUGUUUGUGUUGUGAAUAUAAAGCGAAGUUAAGGUGACCACGCACAAACUGCAUACGAAAUUUGAACAAGGAAAAAGCGAAAGGCUCAACCAUGGAGCAGGCGCGUCCUGUGCCCGCUCCCCGCCGCCUCUAUCCAGAGCUGCGGCCCGCCAACUACGAGAACAUCGAGAUCAGAACGCCCAAUGGUCCUAGCAACAAUAUGAACCACAAUAACAAUAAGAAGCUCAACAUAAAUGCGGAGAAUCUGCACGGCAAUUGUGCGGAAAAGAAGCUGCCAUCGAGUGGACAAAACAAGUUGAUCCUGCAGGAGAACAACUCCGAUAGUCAGCAGCCGAUCUACGGUCCGGAUGCCAAUGAGAAUGUCCAGGAGCCGGUGUAUGCGACACCAAGGCCAGCUCCACGCCAGCGUUUCCCACCAGCGGGGGAGUCGGAGGAUCCCGAUCCCGAGGACGAGGAUGAGGUGCCACUGAGGAUUCUGCGAGCGGCACCACAAAUUCCUCCCAAGCCACUUAACAUCCUGCCCGACCAGCGAGCCUCGAUUUGCAGCGAGUUUUCCACCACCAGUGUCCAGACGCCGGGCAAAACUGACGAGGACCGGUACGCGUCCAAUGCUUCACUGGACUGCAGCGAGAGCUCCCAUAGCGGCAAGUUCAAGUCGCAGUCACCCGGGUACGUAGACGCCGUCGAUUCAUCCAUUCCGCAGUCGGAUCAUCCGGAUCCAAACGGGAACCAUCCACAGGCAGAGUCCUCCUCCGCAGAACAGUCCUCCGGGAGCCAAGAUGGCGACGAUGACAAUAACCUGCUUCGAUCGCUGGGCACCACAUCUAAGCUGCUUGGAGAAGCCAUAGGCGAGCGAAUCACGGUCAAGGCCAAGGGAGCCAAGAAGCGACUGGACAGGAACCUGAAGAGCUCCACGGAGGCAAUCAGUACCCUUGGAACGGAUGCUGGCCGGAGUUUGAAGCACGCCGGCAAGAGAUUCGGCUCCAACUUCAGUCUUGGCAGGAAUAAGGACAAGGUGGAAGUAGGCGUAAGGCCAGGGGGAUCGGGCGAAAUGGAUCUGGACAGGCGGCAGACAAUGCCCAAUACGGAGGUCUUUAGCACGAUCCAGUUCUCGAGUCCAUUGAACCGAAACGGUGGACUCUCGGACCUGCGUGAAAACGAGACAAAGCUGCAAAAGCAGGAGUAUCUGCGUCCGGAUCCGGAUCAGCAGGACGACGGCUGCUAUGAGGUGCCUAAAACGCAAGGCAAACCGCCCAGCUACGACGAGGCACUGCGGUCACGUCCCUCGCCCAGUGCCUCGCCAAUGUCCAGGAAUCUCGCCCAGGAGGCUUCCCAAUUGGUGCAGUUGCGAAACCAGCGGCAGCCGAGCAGCAGCUCCUCAAAUGGCGACGAGUCGCCACGACUGCCCAUGCCAGCUUUUCCUCCACCCCGCCUCUCCCAGCAACCGGAGCAGUUCCGCCUGGAUGCACUGCAGCCGCCGGUGCGCCAGAAGCGUCGGAAGAACUACGAACACAUCGAACUGCGACGUCCGCCCGUCGACUCCGCCAACCUGGAGGAACUCAAUCGGGCUGCAGCGGCCGCAGAGCGCGAGGAAUCCCUGCUGAUCUCCGUCAAGAAUGCUGAGGCGGAGACCAAGACACCGAAACCGGAACGCAGCGAUUCGUGGGAGUUCUACGGUGAAGACGAGAACGAGAACGAGGAGGAGGAUGAGGAACAGGAGGGAAGCUCCUCGCCCGAACCUGUGUACGCCAACCAGGAGGCAACCUACGGCAAGCUUUUUGAAAUGGCCACAGCAGGGAGCAGUCGCAGCAAUGUGCUGACCCCCAACCAGGUGGCGGAGCAGCAGCAGCUGGCCUGCAUCACCGAGGAUUCCGAAUUGGAUGCCGGCGAAGGAGCUGUGGGCGGGGUUCCCCUGCCGCAGGCCCUCAUAGAGGAGUUCGACCCGCUCAGCAGCAAGAGUUCGACCCUGGCCAGGUCCAACAAAAGCAACGAGUUGCUGCUGCUCGAGCAUCUGCUCGAGGAGGACACCUACGGCACGGUAAAGGCGGAGCAGGACGAUGUGAGCAUGUGCACCUCCGAAGAAGAGCCCACGCCGAGUGCCGCCACAUCCCCUAAGCCCCAGCAGCCGCAGAUAGUGCACCAGAAUGCCCGUCUGCUGAGUGAUAGCAUGGAGAACAUGUUGGACUCGGAUCAGGAGCGCGCCAGAGACGAGGAGCGGGCAAAGCCCUAUCUCAGCCGAAUGCCAGUGUCGGCAAAUAAAGCCAGUGGACCUGUGGACUUGAGCAGCGCGUCAAGGAAUCGAACCAACUGGUUUGUGCCGGAUAAGGCAUCAUGUUCCGAUGUGACACCCACUGCAUCUAAAACUACGGCGCCCAUCGAGGGCGACAGCCCACCCACAUAUCUGGAAGCGAUUGGAGGCAGCAAGGAUGCCGCCGGCAGUCAGGAGAAUCGCUCCACCAUCGGCUCUCGCUUCCGGCAAACCAUCAAUGCCAUAUCCAAUGUAAAACUGAAAAUGGACGCCAUGAAGCGAAAGGCCAGCUUCAGGGGAGCCAAUCAGCGGCAGUCCGACGUGCGGGUGGCCCUGCAAAUGGUGCCCAGACCCAGUUUAUCGCCUUUGCUAGUCCGCUACGAGGGUCCGCUGGUUCGUUUUCCAUCCGGUGUCGUGGAGGAUAUACUUAAGGAGAUGCAGAAUCGCAAGGCCAUACUCAGGGAACGCCAGUUUCAGACGUUCCUCGACCAGGAGAUGAAGACGCCCAGGGAGAUGAUACCCCUGGACACGAUCACCACGCUGCAAUGCGUGAGCAACAGUCGCGUCACGGACACGGCUACCCAUUUCUACUGCUUCGAGAUAACCACGUCACAGCCGAAGAACGGAAAUGGAGCGGGGGACGUCAUGUCCUCCAACCCCAAUCUUCUCAUGACCAGCAGCGCGUCGGGCAAUGUAAAGCAGCAGCGUGUUUCUCAUCUGUAUGGCGUGGGCAAGGAGUCGGAACGCGGCGUCUGGAUGCAAAAGAUCCUCGAGAGCUUGACCAACAGCCUGCCGGUGAAGUACACUUGUCACUACUAUCGCGCUGGAUGGUGUUAUCUUAAGAACUCUAUCACCUCGGAGUGGAGCGGCACCUGGUUGGUGCUUCGCAAGAGCCAGCGACGCUUGAUCUUCGUAAGCGAAGCCAACGGCAAUGUGGAGAAGAUGGAUCUGCGCAAAGCACGCUGCAUAGUACUGAAGGAGAGCGACGAAUCCAUUGACAAUCUGCACGUGGAAAGCGGUCCCAUGCUGAUGAUUGACUGCCCGCCGUAUGCGGUCUACAUGAUCAUGAGUUCCGCCCGCGAGACGAAGAUCUGGAGGCACAUCAUCCGUGAAGUGGCCCACAACAAUGGCUUCUCGCUGGGCGAUCAACAGCUUACGCGGUACGAUGUGCCCGUCAUUGUGGACAAGUGUAUCAAUUUUGUGUACAUCCACGGUUCCAUGUCGGAGGGCAUCUACCGCAAGUCCGGAUCAGAGAACUCUAUGCACAAGCUUAUGAGCGCCUUUCGCGCGGAUGCCUUCAAUGUCGAGAUCACCCGAAAUGAAUACAAUGAGCACGAUGUGGCCAAUGUCCUCAAGCGCUUCAUGCGCGAUCUACCCGAACGAUUGCUGGGCAAGCUGACGGAUAGCUUUGUCUUCGUCACGGAGCUGGCGGUGGCCACCGAGAAGAUUCCCAUCUAUCGCGAGCUACUUGGCCGACUCUCCGCCAUCGAGCGCGAAACACUGCGGCGAAUUGUCGGUCAUCUGGUCUUCAUUAGUUCGCAGCAGGCCAAGAACAAAAUGAGUGUCCAAAACCUAACCAUGAUUUGGGGUCCCACGCUGCUUGCCAAGAAGAGCGACGAGCUCAUCUACUCGCAGAAGGAGGCGGAUGUGCUCAGCGAUCUAGUAGUGCUCUACAAAAAUCUCUUCCCCUGCAGUACCGAUGAAAUUAAACGGGAGCAAGCCAUGCUGGCAUGUCUGCAAAAGUAUUAUGCGGCGGCCGAAACGCUUAAGGAUGCGGUGAAGCAGUCCGGGGACAUUAAGAUCUGGAUCAGCCUGAAUCCCAAUCCUGAAAACAAAACAGAGGAGAAGACGCAAGUAAAUGCCACCAUAUCGCCCACAAAAACCGCCUACGAGCUGUGUCGCGAAUACUCCGCCAAGAUGCAGCUGCCCACCCACCAGUUGACCCUGUACGAGGUGAUCCUGAACGACAGCUUGGAGCGUCCGCUGCACCAUGACACCAAGGUGUUCGAUGUCAUUCUGAACUGGUCCUAUUGGCCGGAGGAGGAUCGCAAGCAUAACUACCUGGUGGUACGUCCAGUUGAGAUGCUGCGCGAGAUCCAGCGAGCUGUGAAAAAUCUGGCCACCGUAACGCCCGGCAAGGAGCUGCGAUUCGCCGACUCCAGAACGAAAACCUUUAAAACGCUUCAGUGUGAGCUGCGGGAUGGAAAGAUUGUGGUGUCCAAGAAGGACAAGAACGACAAAACGACCAUUGUGCGGGAGAUCUUCUUGCAGAGCAGCACAGCGUACCUGGGUUGCGAACGCAAACGAGACUUUCCCUGGAGUUGGGCCAUCACCUUUGUGGAGCGUACGCAGGCGCAGAUCAUGAGAUCGCGAGAUGCGCCAUUCAUUGGCCAUGUCCUGGCGGGUAGCGAGUGGGUGGACCGAACCAUUUGGUACUCCAGCAUCUGGUACUGCUUGUACAGGGACAACAUCUUGCCGCCGGCGGAGAUCAUCAUCAAGUAAAAGUGCCCUCUCCCAGCUGCCAAACAUAGAUUUUAACGCCGUCUUGUGCAUUUUUCUGUAGAUAUUCUGAAUUUAUUCGCAAUACUUAGGGAAUAUAUACGUUUAGCAAUAUUUUUACGAACAAUUUCGAAAAUUUUCCAAUAUUUCGAUAUUUUUCCAACGAAUAUAAUUUUUUUUACACUUUUUUGUAAAUAAUCAUUUUCACUGAAAUACCAAAUUGUACAUAAGCUUAAGGAACAUCAAUUGUAUAACUAAGUACAUAUAUGCCCCUUGUCUUCAGCAAAUCUAGCGUUUAUCUACAUAUGUAGAUAUGGCGAACUAUUAUUUAGGCACAGCCAAACGGAGCAAAUUUUAGGUUAGGUAAAGGUUUUGUAAAAUGCCUAAUUUUAUACGUACAUAUAUGUUUUCAAUUGGUUUUGCAUUUCUGUAAUGUUCACUUACAUUUAAAAUCAUUUAAUUAAUAAAGUUAAUUUGCUUAUGAUUAUUUUGAUAUAGUAUAACUAUCAAGUUCAUGUCAUUUGAAAUUACGCAAGCAAUUAUUGAAAAGAUGUAUAUAUCUCAGCUCACAUGAAAAAAUUGGAUUAUUAUUUGUUUAUUAGUUUCGACUGCCAAAAAUCAGCAGCUUCGAAGAUGCUUUUCAAUAUAAUUCAUUAAGUGGUGGGCGAGAAUGGCCAAACAAUCCCAGCUAUCAUAUUUUAGGAAUUCGGAUUUUUUGAACCCAGUUUCCUUGAGCUGC
Messenger RNA from Drosophila erecta, 6054 nucleotides. RefSeq lists its product as uncharacterized. Gene Ontology annotation, molecular function: phosphatidylinositol-3,4,5-trisphosphate binding; GTPase activator activity. The record is from RefSeq and is a predicted model, not a curated record. The transcript has 9 exons. NCBI's taxonomy places the organism in Eukaryota, Metazoa, Arthropoda, Insecta, Diptera, Drosophilidae. The coding region runs from base 660 to 5318 and encodes 1552 amino acids. Gene Ontology annotation, biological process: positive regulation of GTPase activity; signal transduction.